AUGGGGCCACCUGAGUCCUCGGUGUGGGAUGAGUUUCUGACUUAGGCAGAAGAGGAGUGAGAAAAGGUGGCAAGGCGGGCUGGAGUAGCACCUACAGCAGAGAACUGGAGGGUAUUUAGUGGGCAAUUUUUAUUAAACCAGUGCUCAUCAAGUGUUGGUCAUGUGUCAGACAGACACAUGUUACAAGGAAAUUGAACCGUGCGUGAGACAGACACCGUGUUUCCCUCGUGGGGUUUCCCAUCUGGUACUGGUAACAGACCUUAAACAACUAAACACAAAUAUAUCACUGUGAGGUAUGCUAUGUGCUUGAAAGAAAAGAACAGGGGGGCUGGAACAAUGGGGCAGUGGAGGGUGUGCCCCUUUAGAUGGGAAGGCCUCGCAGAGGAGGUCCUGUUGAAGCUGGAACUAACCAUGCGCAGAGCGGAGGGGAAGUGUGUUUUUGGCAGAAAGAAUACCUGGCAAACAGGCCGAAAUGGAGCAGUUUGAAAUCCUUGAGGCAGGAUAGAACUGGGCGGGUUGGAGAAAGAGCAAAAGCAGCGUGGCUGACGUGUGGUGUGGUGAGGCACUCGGAAUUUAUUUGCAGCGCAACAGUAAGUCACUGAAAGGUUUAAAGUGAGAGAGUGCUAGGAUCUGAUUUAUGUGUUUAAAAGAUCUGGAGAACCAAUCAGAGGACAGCAAGGAUGGCAACAGGGAAACCAGCCAGGAGGCCACUAAAGAGGUCCAGGUGUGAGAUGGUGAUGGUGGCUUGGCCGAGGGUGGAAGAGGUGGUAAAAAUGUUCAAUUCAGAAGGGGUGAAUGAGAGGGAGAUUUCUGGUUUACGCACCAGGUUGGAUGGAGGUGCUGUGACUUAGAUGAGAAACACUGAAGGGUGGGGCAGAUUAGAGGGAGGCAGAUCAGGAGGUCAGUUUUGGACAUGUUGCUUCUGAAAUGCCUGGGAGACAACCAAGUGGAGGCACCAAGCAGGUAGUUGGGAGCUCAAGGAGGUGUCUGAGCUCAGGAGAGAGAUCUGGCCUCAAGUUUACUCUGCAACCCACUCUGGUCAGUCUUCUAUCCCAUCUCUUCCCCAUAGAUGCCCUUGGAAGGAUCCCAUGAAUCACUAUGACCUCUUGGUUGCCAGACCCAGUGGAUGAUUUUCAGUCUCAUCUUCCUCAGCCUCUGCAGCAUUUGACACAGUUGGCCACACUGUCCUCAAACACAUCCUGUUCCUUCUCUGACACCACUCCUGGUCUUCCCUAUCUCUGUGGCUCCUUUGCCAGCUUCUUGUCUAUACCCAGUUUAAAUCAAUGGUUUCCAAAUUUUAAUUUUAAAAAAAGUAGAACUCAUAGGUAUACAUAUUUUAAUUUCACCUUUUAAAAUUUCUGUUUUUGUGUAUAUUUUAUAAACGUACAUAUCUGUAUAGUAUACUGGGGGGCACAUACUUAAUUUUUCUGACGGUGUGCAUUCAAAAAAGUGCAGACCGUUUAGCUGAGUGAGAUGAUUUCUAGGUAAUUUCAUUUGGCCCCAUAGCUUUAAUUACAGUCUGCAUAUUUCUAAAUCCAGAAUUUCUCUCCGACCCUAGUCCUGGCUAAGUUCCAGAUCCCUGUAGCAGCUGCAGUGUAGUACAGUGUACAGUGGAGACCUGCAGGAGUUAAGUGAUGAUGAGGGAGAGCGGCGUGUUCCAGACCAAGGCAAGAGCUUUGGAGGCAAGAGAGCCCUGUGCCUUCAAGACCAGAAAGAAUUGCUGGUGGCUGGCUUGAAGAUCAUGAGAGGGUCAGUAGUGAAAGAUGAGAACAGACGGGGCCAAAUGGUGGAAUGCCUUGUGCUGACAGGUUGGACCCUUCUGAGGGCAAUGGGGAGCCACUGAAGCAUUUAUAUCCAGGGAGGAGGCAUAUACUUGAGGUGUAUUAGUAGAGGAUCACAAUAUCACUUCAUUUUAAAGAUGAGGGGAGGGACUUCCCUGGUGGUCCAGUGGCUAAGACUCCACGCUCCCAAUGCAGGGGGCCUGGGUUCGAUCCCUGGUCAGGGAACUAGACCCCACAUGUGCAACUGAGAGUUCGCAUGCUGCAGCUAAAGAGCCCACAGGCCACAACUAAAAAAAAGAUCCCACAUGCUGGAAUGAAGGUCCCGCGUGCCGCAACCAAGACCCAGUGCAGCCAAAUAAGUAAAUGAAAAAAAAAAAAAAAAAAGGAAUUCCCUGGCAGUCCAGUGGUUAGGGCUCUGUGAGUUCACUGCUGUGGGCCUGGGUUCAAUCCCUGGUCGGGGAACUAAGAUCCUACGAGCCGCACGGUGCGGCCAAAAUAAAAUAAAAUAGAGUAAAAUAAGGCCUCAGGGGGACCUCCAGAGUGGCCCAGAGUGCCAGUGGCAGAGCCGACACUGGAUCCCCUGGCUCCUACCUCCCAGUCCAGUGCCCUUGCUGCAUUUCCAUCCACCCUUUAUCUCAGGCAGCAUCUGGAGCACAGGGAACCUCCAGCUGGAGGAGACCCUGACAUUUGGCAUGGCCACUGUCCAUGUAAUAUAUCCCUAAUACCUUUGCUUUGAUCCUCCCUGUGGGUCAGACUCUUGGGAAACCAAGAUAAAUAAGGACCACGUGGUAAUUGGUCCCUAUUAUUGCUGCACAUUGUGUCCAGUCUUCUCAACAGUCCUGCAAGUCAGUGGAAAGUGAAGCUAAGAGAGGUGAAGCAACUUCUGUAUCAUACAGCCAGGACCUGGGGAAGCUGUGAUUCAAACUCUCUUCUGUCCAGUUCCCAAGGCUGAGUUUUUUCCUUCUUGUACAUACCAAGAAACUCAGAUUUCAGCAGUGGAGACAGACCCUUUAAAAAAUAAUUUGAUACAAUGUGUUCAGUGUUACAAGUAGAUACUGAGGUGGGCUUGUUUGCCUUAGGGGACUGGUAAGACUUUGGCGCAUUUGCUGGGUUUUCAGCAUGCAUAGUUCACCAAAAAAAGGGACAAGAUUAUACUGGUAACAAGUCAAGAGGAGAACUGGAGUGCCUGGAGCUCAGGAUGGAGUGGGCAAGCAGGAAAUGACAAAGCAGUAAGAGUGAAGGUUCUCCUGGGCCAAGCCUGAGUCAACUUUGACUUCCCUUUUCCUCACAUCCUAUAUUCAAGCCAUCAUUAAGUCCUGUUGGCUCAAAUACAUAACUGGAAACUGACCAUUUCUCACCACAUCCAUUGCUACCACUCUGGCAGCUGGUCCACGCCACCUGCGAAUCUCAUCUAGCUUUCUGAAAGAACUUCCCUCUGCCCUUGCCUACCUACAGCGUACUGCGGACAAAGCAGCCUGAGAGAGAGACAGAGAGAAAUCCUUCUAACACUGUCAUCCUCAGCCUUAGCUGCAAUUUAAAAUCUGCUGGGGAAUUCUCAAAAAGUUCCUAUGUCUGCACCUCACCCCAGAUAUUCUAAUGUAAUUGAUAUGAAGCAGGGCCCAGCUAGAGGUAUUUUUACAGCACCCCAGAUGAUUCGAACUUGUGGCCAGGGUUGAGGACCACUGUUUCAGUAUGUAAAUCUCAUGUCUCUUCUCUGGCCAAACCCUCCAACACUUUCCAUUUCACUCAGAGUAGAAGCCAAUGGUCUAUAGGGCUGUAUGUGAUCUGGCCUCCUGUGACCUCUCUUUCCUCCCCCUCAUUCAUUCCAUUCCAGCCACACUGGCCUUUUGGUUCACUGAACAAACAAGGCACACUUCUACCUCAGAGCCUUUGCCCUUGUUCCCUCUGCCUGAAAAGCUCUUCACCCAGAAGUCUGCAUGGCUUAAUCCUUGACCUCCUUUAGGUCUUUGCUCAGCCAUCACCUUCUAGUCUGCCCCCUAUAAAAUUGCAACUCUUGUCCACCAUUCUCUGUCCUUCUUAUCCUGCUCUAUUUUUCUUUAUAGCACGUGUCACCGUCUGACUUCUGAUGUAUUUUAUGUACAUUGUCUGUCUCUUCCCCACUAAAAUGUAAACCCCAGGAGACUGGGAAUUUUUUUAAACUGCUAAAUACUUCUAUUACCUGUCUGACAUAUAGUAGGGGCUCAUUAAAUCUCUGUUGAAUAACUGAACUUCUGUAUGUCUGUAUGUUUUGGUGGAGGCUGGCGCGUGGUUUGGGCCAGGUAGAAUCUGAGGCACUAAGGGAUACCAGGGGAGAGGUCCAGCAUUUGGGUUUGAAGAUGAUGACUGAAGCUGUAGGACCAGCCCAGAGGAACAUGGACAUAGGGACAAAGGAGCCGCCAAACCUGCUUCUCCCCAUGUUCAUCUUGAUGGGUGAGACCUCCAUCUGCCUGGUCACCAGACAGGCACCUGAGGUCAUCCUGGACUCCUCACCUCCACAUCUCACUUCCCAAACAAGUUCUAUAUUAUUGUCUAAAUAUCUCCAAAAUCUGCCACUUCUGUCUGUCCACACUAUCACAACCAUCCUCUCCCCCAGACUACUGCCAACCCAGCCUGGGGGCCUCUGUUGGUCUCCACCAUGCAGGUUAAAUGGUUUUCCUAAAACAUCUGACCUCCUCACUCUGUCUGAAAAUCUUUCAGUGGGCUCCCCGCUGCCCUGGGGGCCAAAGCGCAGCUCCCACAAGGCCCUCUGUGCACGUGGGCCGGACUCUCUCUGAACUCAUCUCUUGCCGCUCAGCCUAUAGGCCCCCAAGGCGCAGGACUUCCUCACACCUGCGGGCCUGGGCUCAGGACUCAAAGCGAAAGAAGCGAUUCUUGUUGGGAGAAGGCUUUCCUGCGGACCGCGCUGCCUCCUCUGGCCCCCCUGAGCCUCACCUCACGCCCACUCGUUACUGACACUGUCUGGCAGUCUAUCCCCCGUGUGGCUGGGGGCGCCUGAAGGAAGUACUAUAAUUGCAACGGGUCUGUGUGGGUCACUGCUACGUCAGGGAAAGGAGACUGGCAAGGUAGCCCCAGGGAGGCAGAAGGGGAGCCAGGAGUCAGUCCUAGAAGCCAAUGGGUGAGCGUGCAGGGUGUUCCGCUGCGUCAGCGAGGCCCGAACCGCCCUCGGGAGGAGGAGCCUGGGCUCCAGCGCCGCGCAAGCGGCCCUCGUUCCCACCAAGGGGCACUGACCACUCUACGCUCGCAGGCCUGGCGGGAGUCGCAGGGCUAGGGCUCACCCGGCUACCCUCCCAGGCGAGCUUCCUCUCUGGGCUUCUGCAUCCGAGCGGAAAGGGCGGGGACGCCCGCCAAGACGUGGAGCGGGUGGCCUGGAGUCCCCGGCGCCGCAGGAGAGCCGGCAUUCUUCCUGCGCAGGCGCUCUGCUCAGGUUGGGAGGGGCGGGGCCUGGACGGGUCGCGGGGUGGAGUCAGCUCCGGGGCCCGCCUCCACCAGCUCCCGAGAGCAGCCGAGUGCUGGGCACCCGGGCUAUUCUAGGGGCUUCAGACGCGCCGCCCUAGAGACCCUGGGCCGGCGCUGGGCGCAGCUGCCUCUCUGCGUUUGCCUGUCCAUCUUUGUGUCUGUCUUUGUGUCUGUCUGGCUGUCUCCGAGCUUGCCUCCACUUCUAGAACUAAGCCUGCGGGACACCGACAUCCCGCGAACCCUCGCCCCUCUCCCAUGGCAGGCUACUUGCCCCCCAAAGGCUACGCCCCUUCGCCCCCACCUCCCUACCCUGUGACCGCUGGGUACCCGGAGCCGACGCUGCAUCCUGGGCCCGGGCCCGGGCCGGGGCAGGCACCAGUGCCCGCCCACGUGCCUACCCCUGCGCCCGGCUUUGCUCUCUUCCCCUCGCCCGGCCCUGGGGCCCCGGGACCGGCUGCCCCCUUUUUGCCACUGCCAGGGGUGCCUUUUGGUCUCGAAUUCCUGGCGCAGAUUGAUCAGAUCUUGAUUCACCAGAAGGCUGAGCGGGUGGAAACGCUCCUGGGCUGGGAGACCUGUAACCGCUACGAACUGCGCUCGGGAGCCGGACAGCCCCUGGGUCAGGCGGCGGAGGAGAGCAACUGCUGUGCGCGGCUAUGCUGUGGCGCCCACCGGCCCCUGCGUGUCCGCCUGGUGGACCCCGGGGACAGAGAGGUGCUGCGCCUGCUCCGCCCCCUCCACUGUGGCUGCAGCUGCUGUCCCUGUGGCCUCCAGGAGAUGGAAGUACAGGCUCCACCAGGCACCACCAUUGGCCACGUUCUACAGACCUGGCAUCCCUUCCUCCCCAAGUUCUCCAUCCAAGACGCUGACCGCCAGACCGUCCUGCGAGUGGUGGGGCCCUGCUGGACCUGUGGCUGUGGCACAGACACCAACUUUGAGGUGAAGACUCCAGAUGAAUCCCGCAGUGUGGGCCGCAUCAGCAAGCAGUGGGGUGGGCUGCUCCGAGAAGCCCUCACCGAUGCAGAUGACUUCGGCCUGCAGUUCCCACUGGACCUGGACGUGAGGGUGAAGGCUGUGCUGCUGGGAGCCACAUUCCUCAUUGACUACAUGUUCUUCGAGAAGCGAGGAGGCGCUGGGCCCUCUGCCAUCACCAGCUAGAGGCCACCUCGGGGUGAGGAGACCAUCAUCUCAACCAGAAUUCAAGAUGGUCACCCGCCCUGGCCCCCUCCUCAGGGGCAGCCCCUUUCCCUCCGUGUGCACUCAGGGGAGAGACAGGGCUGCCUGAGAGGCUGGGGGCUUGGUGCCCCGUGCCUCCCCUACUCCCCUGGCCUGCUUCACCUGUAGCCCCUACGGAAGGGUAUGUACGAGAGCCCUUCCCCUGCUACUUCCCACCACUGUCUCCAGCGGACCCUCAGCACACGGGCAUAUCGGCUUUCCAACUUUCCCUGCUGACUUCCUCCCAACCCCCUCCAGGGCCUCUGCUCCAGGUGAGGCCUUAGAAUGCAGGGUUUUAUGACAGGGCUGGGGUGGGGAAGGUUAAGCAGCACCAAAGACGGCAGACCCGGUCACCCUCUCCCCGCAUCAGCUUGGCCAAUUAGUUCAGCCUCAGACGAUGGCGCUCUGAGGGGGAUCCCUACCUCCCCCCCUCCCCGAUAGCUAUAGGGCCAGGGCCCCAGUGCCAACUUCCUCUCCCUCAGCUGGUGCUUGCUGCAGCUUCCUGUGCCUUAACCACCCCUUCCUGCCCCUUCCUUAGGAAGGAGGCUGCAUCUUUGUAUGUUAUAUUCAUAUAAACUUUGUAACUUUUUGGA
Balaenoptera acutorostrata (minke whale) is the source of this 7042-nucleotide messenger RNA. RefSeq names its product phospholipid scramblase 3 (gene PLSCR3). Gene Ontology annotation, biological process: plasma membrane phospholipid scrambling. The transcript has 8 exons. The coding region runs from base 5493 to 6392 and encodes 299 amino acids. Gene Ontology annotation, molecular function: phospholipid scramblase activity. NCBI's taxonomy places the organism in Eukaryota, Metazoa, Chordata, Mammalia, Artiodactyla, Balaenopteridae. Gene Ontology annotation, cellular component: plasma membrane. The record is from RefSeq and is a predicted model, not a curated record.